AGAGAGAGAGAGAGAGAGAGAGAGAGAGAGAGAGAGAGAGAGAGAUAUCGCGCUGUAGAAUAACAUUUUUCCAAUGGCACGAAUGAACGGUAUUUUUCCCGUUGAUGUCGCCAUGGCGCACUAGCAGCAGUGUCUUGCGCACCCCUGGAGCGGUUUAAUGGAUCUGCCCCCAUUCUGAAGAGCAACAUGGCAUGCGUGAGCAAUCUUCCUUCAUCAUAGACAAAGAGUAGGAAAUAUAACAUCUCUGGUGGCUCUUGUAUUCUUUUGUGCCAUAAAGGGAAACGGUGUGGUUUUCGGAGACUGUGCUGCGGGAAGGAACCCCUUCAGUCUCAUACAAACCGCACAGACAUCGAUUCGUCUGGAGGGCGUAAAGCGAAGGGUCUGGGAGGUGCUCAGUCAUCCCCAAAUCUCAACUCAUGACUCAUGUUAUUACAAUCACUCGAUUUUCUACAGUCGAAGCAAGGAUCGUUUAACACAGUGAGUGAAUCGAUCAUUUAACCACUUGGGACAAUGACGUGCGUUAUACCAUUUGAAAGCAUUUUAAGCUCUAAGACAUUGGCUGAUGUCUUAAAACACCCAGGCAGUUUUUUUUGGUGAGUGAAACAAUAGAAACGCGCAGCUUUUUAAUGAGUUUCACAACUCUAAACUCCAAAUAGGAGAGAAAAUUUGAUCCUACCAGAACAGAGCUGUGAUAUUUUUGUGCUUAAUUUGUCAUUUUACACCAAAGGCUUCAUUCUUUUUUGUGGAAAGGAUUGUAAUCGUGAUUGUUAAGGCGAGCUUCAAGUCAUGACUGCACACACUCCCAAUGAUUUUGAUGUAUUUAAUACAGAGAAUAGUGACAUACGGAUAAAUGUAGGAGGCUUCAAGAGGAGAUUACUCUCUAGCAUAUUGUCUCGCUUCCCUGAAACGCGUCUUGCGCGUUUGGUGCGAUGCCAGUCAACAGAAUCCAUCCUGGAACUGUGUGAUGAUUACGAUGACACUGAACGGGAGUUCUAUUUUGAUCGAAAUCCUUCACUUUUCCCCUAUGUUUUGAAUUUCUACAACACAGGCCGCUUGCAUGUUAUGGAAGAACUCUGUAUUUUCUCGUUUAGCCAGGAAAUUGAAUAUUGGGGGAUCAAUGACUUUUUCAUUGACUCCUGUUGCAGCAACACCUACCACUGCAGAAAAAUGGAGCCAUACCAGGAGGACUGGGAGGAUAAAAGUGAUGAGGGUAGCACUUCUUCUUCUUUUGAUGAGAUUUUAGUAUUUUAUAGUGAUGCCACCAAGUUUGAUAAGCAACCACUAGGAAGAAUCAGGAGGAAGAUUUGGUUGAUGUUGGACAAUCCUGGCUACUCUCUGUCCAGCCGGGUCAUUAGUAUUUUCUCUAUUCUGGUGGUGCUGGGUUCCAUAGCCACUAUGUGCAUGAACAGCAUGAGUGAUUUUGCCACAUUGGACAGUGAGGGCCUGCCUCAGGAUGACCCCCGGUUUGAGAUAGUGGAGCAUUUUGGAAUAGGCUGGUUCACAUUUGAAUUGGUUGUCAGGUUUGUUGUUGCACCAGACCUACUCAAUUUCUUUAAGCUCCCAUUAAAUAUGAUUGACUUAGUGUCUGUUCUACCAUUUUAUCUCACACUACUACUUGAUCUGGUGACUGAGAGGCGCCCCACACUAGAGAACCUGGGACGUAUAGCACAGGUCCUGAGGCUGAUGCGGAUCUUCAGAAUCCUAAAGCUGGCACGUCAUUCCACUGGCCUGAGAUCACUUGGAGCUACACUGAAAAACAGCUACAGGGAGGUGGGGCUGCUACUGCUCUAUUUAGCAGUGGGGGUGUCAUUCUUCUCUGUGAUGGCAUACACCAUUGAAAAGGAAGAAAAUGAUGGACUGACUACUAUUCCAGCCUGCUGGUGGUGGGCAACGGUCAGCAUGACUACAGUGGGCUAUGGUGAUGUUGUGCCAGGGUCUAUUGCAGGAAAACUCACUGCUUCAGCUUGCAUCCUUGCUGGCAUCUUGGUUGUGGUGCUGCCCAUGACACUAAUUUUUAACAAGUUUUCAUUGUUUUAUAAAAAGCAGAAACAGUUGGAGAUUGCCAUGAGGAGCUGUGAUUUCAGUGGGGACAUUAAGGAAGUCCCUUCAGUGAACUUGAGGAACUAUUAUGCACAUAAAGUGAAGUCCCUAAUGGCCAGUCUGUCCAACAUGAGUCGCAGUUUUCCCAGCGAUCACAGUUUGAAUGGGUCACUGCAGUAGCACAGGAGGAUUGAAAGCACUCUAAUGUGUAUGGCUCAAUUAGAAUACAUAUUCAGAUAAGAUGUAUUUCACAGUAUGGUCUUACCAGCAAAACCCACUUUUCUGAUGUUGACUGUAUUAAUUGAGUUAAAAUGUUUAUAGUGAUUGAGGAUUCUCUGCCUUAGAAUUAUGAUGUUUAAUAUGUGUUUAAUAAUAUUUAACAUUUCAUGAUAACAGACAGAGUACUUGCUAAAUGAAGUACUGACACAAUGAUCUAUGAAAAUAAUUUGUAAAUGUGUAUGUCUGUUGGAUUUCUCUACUUGAAAACUGUUAAAGCAAAGUUUAAUCAGUGUUGAUGCUUCACAUCCUCACUACACAUUUUAAUGUUUACUAAAAUUUUGAGUAUGCUGUUGCAAAAUAUGCUGGAGUAUAAGUCCUUUUGCAAGUGUUUGUUACGUCUUAUGUUGUUGUACUUUGGAAGUGCAUUUGAUGUAAGACUAAAUAUAAAAUAUCUAUUAUCCUAAUACAUUGUACUUAUGUGACAAAGUGUGGACAAAGGCUCAUUUGAAGAUUUAAUGUGUGAUUGAAGUAAAUGACUUGAAUAUCAGACUCCGUUUUACAAGUUCAAAACAAUAAGCAUUUAGUUAAUGCUGUAACUAUAAUGUCAGUAUUCAUUUAUACAUUUAAUUUAAACAGCUUUAUAUGUUUUUACUAGAGUGUGACAUUUUCAGAAUUUUAUAUAUAUAAUUAAUUUAUAAUAUAAUUACAUAUGUAUAUAAAUGGUUAAUGGUUAUAUAUAAAUUAGCUAAGUGUUCUUUUAGCUCAGAAGAUUGACUUGCUUUCAGUUCCUUGGCAGAAGUCUGUAUUAAAUGUAUCUAACACAAUUUCUGUAAUUAACAUUAUUAAUUCAUUUCUGAAAAUUCAUGUAUUCAUAUGAGUACUUUAACAACAUUCCUAAGGUCUAAACUUUCAAGUCUGACUCUUAUACCCUACUUAUAUCUCAUACAGCUCUUUAAAGUGUAUAAUGACCAGUAUAACAAAUGGGAGAGACAUAAUGUAUUAUAUAGUUGGACCAGCAGCCUGAUAAGCACACCCCAAAGUCUUAUAUGUUAAUUCAGUUUGUGAAACGUCUGAUCCAAUGAAACAUGGACUCCACAAGGUGUGCUGUGUUAUCUGACACUGAUACAUUAGCACCAGAUCCUUUAAGUCUUCUAAGUUGUGAUGUGGGGCCUCCAUUGAUAGGAUUUGUUUAUCCAGGACUUCCCAAAGAUGUUAGAUUCUGUUAAACCUUUUACAGAGUGUUGCUAUAAAUACCCUUGACAGACACAAAAGAUCUAAAUGUGUGUGUAGUAAACAUUAAACUGGCAAUUUACUGAUGACUUUGGUCAGGGGUAUCAAACUCAUUUUAGGUAAUAAGCCAAAUUUUAUGUAACUGUUACUAGAACAACAAAUCAAUUCAAGUAUAAAUGUUGUGCAAAUGGAGAAGGCUAAAUUAUUCAAAAGAUAAAACAAAAUAGUAGUGGUUUUUCAUCAG
Tachysurus fulvidraco (yellow catfish) is the source of this 3733-nucleotide messenger RNA. RefSeq names its product potassium voltage-gated channel subfamily S member 2. Gene Ontology annotation, molecular function: protein binding; voltage-gated potassium channel activity. NCBI's taxonomy places the organism in Eukaryota, Metazoa, Chordata, Actinopteri, Siluriformes, Bagridae. Gene Ontology annotation, cellular component: voltage-gated potassium channel complex; membrane. Gene Ontology annotation, biological process: protein homooligomerization; potassium ion transmembrane transport; regulation of delayed rectifier potassium channel activity. The transcript has a single exon. The coding region runs from base 787 to 2220 and encodes 477 amino acids. The record is from RefSeq and is a predicted model, not a curated record.